This is a messenger RNA of Zingiber officinale, 1093 nucleotides long. RefSeq lists its product as uncharacterized. The record is from RefSeq and is a predicted model, not a curated record. The transcript has 3 exons. The coding region runs from base 195 to 854 and encodes 219 amino acids. Lineage: Eukaryota; Viridiplantae; Streptophyta; Magnoliopsida; Zingiberales; Zingiberaceae.
ACGAGGGAUUUUUUAUGGAGGAAAAAGGUUAAGUUAAAUGAGAAAGAUAUACGAGGGCGGUUGGCGAUGUGCCAAUUGGACGCGGAUUCUUCGCGGCCGCCACUUUGAUUUUAAUUUUGAUCGCUAACGUAGGAUUCCAUUCCCACGCUUUUAAUUGUUCUAUAGCUGGUUGCCGCGGCCGCCGCUGACGAGCCAUGGAGAAGAAGACCCUGAUGGCCAUGGGCUGCUCGCCGAGGACGAGGCCCCUCGGCAGCCGCCCGUGGCGGUGGGCCAAGACCCUCUUCUUCCUCGCCUCCAUGCUCGCCUCCCUCCUGCUCGACUGCGCCCCACCCCUGCUCGUCGUCGUCCUCGACUCGCUCUUCCCCGCUGCUGUCGUCUCCGCUGCCGCCGCUGACUCCCCGCUCUCCGCCGUUUCCAUGUCCCGACAGCUCAGAAGCUUCAGCUUCCGCUCCUCGCUGGUCGACCUCCCCAUCGUCUCCGCCCUCCGGUCACUCUUAAUCCUCUGUGCUUUUCUCUCUUGCGGCGGGAGUCGGGGGGUGUACCUCUGCGUUGCCUCCGCCUGUAGCUCUGCCUCCGUCGUCUACGUCCUGCUCAAGGUCUCCAGCAUGGCGUCGGCGGCCGCGGAUAGUUCGCUUCCAGGAGUGGAGCCGCGGCGAGUCCUCGCUCUGGCCGCCGGCGACGAUGCGGCUGCCGUGGAGAUGCUGUUCUUGGCCUCGGUGGCGAUGGCCAUCGCGCACGUGGUGGCGGCGUACCGGACGAGCUGCAGGGAGCGGCGCAAGAUGCUCGUUUACAGGAUCGACGUCGAAGCGGUAAAAGUAAAAGGAGGACUAAUCAAAGGGGACAUCAAACUAUGAGGGAGUUGUAGUUGAUGGAAUACAACACACACUACAAUUUUCUGUUGCCAAUUGAAGGUUUUACCUUUCACAAAGUGAUCAAUUUGUUGAGCAAACAACAAAAAUAUGAUCAAUGUUUUUGGAUAGUUUUACUUUGUGUAGUUAUGUGAAAUAUUGUACACUUUUUAUGUGCCUGAUUUGAGAGCUGUGUUUAAGCUCUCCAGCCCAUAAGCAAUGUAUAUAUCUUCCCCUUUAUUUCA